GUCAUUACAGAGACUGUUUAUAACUUUCACUCUCACUGCGACACACAACUGGAAUGUUUCUCCUUACAAAUACCAAGAGACUAAACAAUUACAAGGACAUACCAUCUAAACUGUAAAUUCUAAGCGCAGCUGUUAAAAGUGAAGGUUGUAAAGUUGAUCAAAGUUUAUUGACUGUAUUUUAGCUUCUGGAUAAUCUACAAUGGCAACUCCUGCUUCUGUCCUUGAGCUGCUGCUGGACACUCUGGAUAGCUUGGUCUCAAGCGAGCUGAAGAGAUUUCAGUAUCUACUGACUAAGAACAUGUUAGAUGGCUGGUUUCCUAUUCCUAAGAGCCGUCUGGAGAACGCUGACAGGGAGGACACCGUGGAGAAGAUGGUCAGCGCCUACAGCCAUGAAGGAGCAGUGAAGAUCUCACUGACGAUCCUGAGGAAGAUGGGCCAGAAUGAUCUUGCUAUGAAGCUGGAGAGAGGCACUCUAGAAGAGGUGCCAGCACUGAAAAAGACUGCGUCUCACCAAAAGGAAGAACUGAAAUCCAAUUUAGAGAGUCUUCGAAAGAAUCAAGAAACGUACAAAAGCAUGGAGGUCCACAUUAAGAAGCAACGUGCGGACGCAGAGAGGCAGAUGAAGGAGCAGUUUGAAAAGUUCCACCGGUUUCUGCGAGAGGAAGAAGAGGCCAGACUGGUUGCGCUCAGGGAGGAAGAGGAGCAGAAGGGCAGGGCUAUUGCCAGCGAGAUGGAGAGAAUUCUCAAGCAGAUCUCUUCUCUUGAACAGGACCUGCAGAAAGACGACCGCUACAAAUACAUCCAGAACAGCACAUUGCCGGGUACACAGCAGGUCUCAGGGGUGCUUAUCGACAUGGCCAAACACCUGGGAAACCUGCAGUUCAGAGUGUGGGAGAAGAUGAAGGAGAUAGUCCAAUUCACUCCUGUGAUUCUGAACCCCAACACUGCAAACCGCUGGCUCUCUGUGUCUGAUAAUCUGACCAGUGUGAGAUUUAAUAACAUAGGUCAGCAAAUCACUGACAACCCAGAGAGGUUCGCACAGUAUGCCAAGGUUCUGGGCUCCGAGGGCUUCAGCUCAGGGAAGCACAUCUGGGAGGUGGAGGUGGGGGACCAUCCUGAGUGGAACCUGGGAGUAGCUAAAGAAACCAUAGAUAGGAAGGGGGAGAUUCUUGCUUCACCAGCUUAUGGAAUCUGGGCUAUACUGAACAGGAAUGGUGUGUAUCAAAGUGGAAAGGGUGAGCCCCUUGCUUUUGAGAAGCUGAAGAGGAUCCGAGUGCAGCUGGACUUCACCAGUGGGGAGGUGUCCUUCUACGACCCCAAAGAUAUGACACACAUCUAUACUCAUAAAGACACGUUUGCUGAGAGACUGUACCCAUACUUUCUUGUUGGACUGGCUGGUGGUGCCAACAACCCUGAUAUACAUAUCUGCCAAUCAGAGGUGUCUCUGACAGUAAUGGCAUCUCAGUGAGGCAUGUGAUCACAUCUUACGAUUGAAACUUAUCAAAAUGAAUUCAAAGGCUAGAAUCUUGUGCAGAAUUUUUUUGGGGAUAAUGAUUUGAAAUAAUGCCUUGAACAGAACAGUCAUUUAAGAAAAUAAAUAAAGAAUAUAAUUUAUGCUUAGCUAAUCCCCCCCCCCCCUAAAGGUAAUUCCAAUUGAGCCGGGACAUGCAGCUUUUACCGUGAAUGCAGUCUCCGUGACCGCGGAAACAUUGUCUUUACAUUUCAAUCACUCUAUAGAGCUGAACUUCAGCGAUACGGAUUGAAUCAAUCCCGAGUUAUGAUGUGAAUAAAGUUGAUUAAAAAAAUGUGACCAGAAUUCAGGCUGCUUGAUUGGUUAGUGGCUUUCAGUACGACAUGAUACACAUGCAUUCUUGUAUAUUUUUCCCAUUGCUGAAUUCUAACCUCAGUGUAAUAGCAUGUUCGAUUUCAGGGCUGUGCUGCUGACCUCAAAACAUUUGACCUGGGUCAUGUUCAUUCGAUACCAAAUGGAAGGAAACGGACUGAAACAGGAAGGGGAGACCUGGACUUUUAGUUUUCUGUUGCAAUAGGGGCCCUGGACAUAUACCCCAGCACGCUUAUCACAUCCCUUCCAGCAGAUGCCAUUAGAGUAUAACAAAUGGAAGACCAAUUCAAAUGGAAAGGUCAAAUCAGUUCACCUCAGGAAAUAGUGAGCACCAAUUUGCUUUUGUGUUUUCUUCUAUUACAUUAAAGAGAUCCUCUUGUA
Oncorhynchus tshawytscha (Chinook salmon) is the source of this 2224-nucleotide messenger RNA. Its product is annotated as nuclear factor 7, brain. The coding region runs from base 200 to 1468 and encodes 422 amino acids. Lineage: Eukaryota; Metazoa; Chordata; Actinopteri; Salmoniformes; Salmonidae. The transcript has a single exon. Gene Ontology annotation, molecular function: protein binding. The record is from RefSeq and is a predicted model, not a curated record.